CGAAAUCAAAAUGGCGUCUUUUACGGGCUAGCGCUUAUCCGCCGCAUACUGAAUACCGUUUCCUAAAAUCGUGGGUGUAACUAUUUGUUAGUGAUUAUAACAAUUUGUGAACGACUAUUUAGUGUUGAAGUGUAUUUUUUUUCACUACGGACUCAUUGGAUAUUGUUUGGACACAUCAUAACGAGCUCCAUCAAAGAUAUGCGAAGAGUACAAGUGGAGGUCUGACACGAUGUGUAAGGACGGAUGAGGCGCCGGCGCGCGCUCACGCGACGCGCAACCAAUCAACAUGUCGUUCUUUAAUAAUCUUAAGAAGGUGCUGCACCUAGGCAGCGGUAACGAUGCGAAGAAAAAGAAGGUAUUUAACAACAUCCGCGACAACAGCGACCCCUCGGAGAACUGGGACAUGGUCGGCGAGCUUGGCGAUGGAGCGUUUGGCAAGGUAUACAAAGCGCAGCACAAGACGACGGGCCAGCUGGCCGCCGCGAAGAUGUGCGUCCUGGACAAUGAAGACGACCUGGCGGACUUCACAGUGGAGAUAGACAUCCUGUCCGAGUGCCGGCAUCCCAACGUGGUGGAACUGCACGAGGCGUACUUUAUCGACAACAAGUUAUGGAUGCUACUAGAAUACUGCGACGGUGGUGCCCUAGAUUCUGUGAUGGCGGAACUGGAGAAAGGUCUGAACGAGAUCCAGAUAGCGUACGUGUGCAGAGAGAUGUGCAAGGGACUGCAGUUCUUGCAUUCGAGGAGAGUUAUACACAGGGACCUUAAGGCCGGCAACGUCCUGGCUACUAUGACCGGCGGUGUUAAGUUGGCGGAUUUCGGCGUAUCAGCGAAGAACAAGUCGACGCUGCAGAAACAUGACACGUUCAUCGGCACGCCGUACUGGAUGGCGCCCGAAGUUGUGUUGUGUGAGACUUUCAGAGAUCAUCCUUAUGAUUUUAAGGUGGACAUCUGGUCAUUAGGCAUCACUUUAAUAGAGUUUGCCCAAAUGGAGCCCCCGAACCACGAGAUGACGCCCAUGCGGGUGCUGCUGAAGAUCCAGAAGAGCGAGCCCCCCACCCUGGACCAGCCCUCCAAGUGGAGCAAAUCGUUCAACGAUUUCAUAUCUAAAGCGCUUGUUAAGGACCCAGAGAAGAGGCCGACAGCGGUAGAGCUGCUGAAACAUGAGUUUGUCAACGGCAAGCUUGACGCGAAGCCUCUGAGGGACCUGCUCUUGGAGUACAGAGCUGAGGUCGUCGAGGAGGAGGUGCUCGACGAUGAUUCAGAGGAGCCGCGCAGCUCGCAUAUACCUAUGGAGGAAGAUGACUCUACCUCCGUCCGCUCAGCCGACACGCCGGACGUCAAGAUGUCGGAAGAGCCCACAGCGGGUACGACCCCGGUGGGCACGGCGCGGCGCGCGCCCCCAUCCCCGGCCGCGCCCCCGUCGCCCGCGCCCGCGCCCCCCGCCCCCGCCGCCGCGCCCUCGCCCCCCGCCCCCGCGGCCGCGCCCCCCGCCACCAAGCGUCCACACGAAGACGAACACCCGCCUGCUGACAGGAAACCACCCGCACCAAAAAAAGAGAAAGGCCCGGCCCCCUUACCCCCUUCAUCGACAUCGACAUCAACCCCCCCUACCCCUACGAGCGCCGCUCCCCCCACCGCCACGACUCCCGCCCGCAAGCAGCCCGCGCCGCCCCCUCCAGUGCCACCGCCUACUACAGCUCGGCAAGCGUCCCCCUCGCCGUCCCGCACCCCGUCCCCCACUCCCCCUCAGACUCCCUCGUCGUCCCCCGCAAGAGAGGAAGUCGUGGAUACCGCUACUACUGGCAAGCUGAUUGUAGACCAGGUAUGCAGAGACGCAGAAAAAGCAGUAGCAGAGAACAAGAAAACCGAAGCAAUAGCCAAGCACGAACCAAAACUGUCCGAAACGGACAAACAAACCGACAUACAAACAAAACAGAACAACGUAGAAGAUAACAAAGUCAAAACAGAGAUAGAGAGUGACAAAAGAGAGUCGGAGUCAGAAAAAAGAGAGUCGGAUAAAAGAGAGAUAGAAAAGAGAGAGUCGAUAGAGAAGACUGGUGUAGAAGUAAAUAGAGUGAGCGCAGAAGUUAGUAGGUUAGAGAAGAUUGAGAAGAGUUUCUCACGGUCCGGUUCUACGGAUGAUGAGGAUAAGAGAAGAGAGGGUGAUAGGAGAUCGCAGCAUAAUGCUGUGGAGAUUAGGCCUGUUACGCCCCCACAACCCAAAGAUUCACCAUCGAAGCAGCCGAAGCCGACGGUAGUUGUCCAGCCGGUGACGCCGGUGGUGGUGGCCGUGAAGGACAGCGUGGUGGUGGUGGAGCCCAACAGCCUGGCCGCCACGCCCGCCGGCCUCGUCACCGUCACCACCACACACCCGCCCGUACUCAGCACCGCCGCCACGCUCCCACCAAACGCGGUGACGAUAUCGACGACGCCGCCGAUCGCGGACGAGGUGGUCAUCGUCGGCGCCGGCUCCUCCUCGGACGAUGACUGCUUCGCGCCGUCCUCGCUCGACUCAUUGGACUGCACGCAUUAUAGCGAAAAAACCCGCGGCCGUCGCCUGGACAGCAGCGAGGUGCUGAUCCUCAGCCCCACGGCGGCCGCCACCGACUCUGGAGUCUUCGACGACAGCGUCACCAAUGGACUGCAUCUGGACACAUCCCACGUAUCAGUAGUGACGGUGGGCAACGAAGAGAUCCGGGUUCGAGACUCGGCCGCGACACACAUCGCGCUCGGCUCUGUCAGUACUCGGCUCAGUCCAGAUAGCUUUGAGAGCCGCUCCCAGUCGGACAGCGGCUCGGUAUCGUCCGGUUCCCGCGCGGCGCGCGACGCCGACUCGCUGUCCGCCGCCACGCCCACCAGCAACUCGCACGACGACCAUCUGCAUCUCGCGCAUCUCGCCACCGAUCUUAACGGGGGGAACAGAGUAAACGCGGACCCCCAGAACCUGGACAACGGCACGGAAGAACCAGUAGUCCUGAGACGGAAGCAGACGGACGGGCAGCCCGGCAGGAUGCAGCGCUCCAAGGAGGACAUACACAUGGCCAACCUCAAGAAGAAGACCAGAAAGCGCACCAGGAAGUUCGAGAUCGACGGUGUUAUUGUCACUACUACUACUUCUAAGGUGAUAUGGGGCGACGAAGAGAGCGGGCGCACGUGGGACGACCACGCGCUUCGGAAGCAGGAGCUGCGCGAGAUCAAGAUGCUGCAGAAGCAGGAGCAGAAGCAGUUCCAAGACCUCAACGCCAAAGAGACACAGCUUAGGGAACAGCAGGAUAAGAGGUUCGAAGCGGAGCUAGUAGCUCUAGGCAGGGCUCACGAGGCGGACCUAGAAGCCCUAGCGCGGGCGCAGCGCGGGGCGGCGGAGCGCGCGGACGCGGCGCUGGAGGCCGAGCUGCGGCACGCCGCCAAGCGCCUGCGGGCCGACCACGAGCGGGACCUGCGCCACUUCCGCGACACGCUCAAGCAGGAGCUGAGGCUGCUCAAGCAGGAGGUCGAGCUUGUUGCCAAGGAGAGGCGGAAGGAAGCCUACCGCACGCGUCGCGCCCGCCUAGACGCGGAACACGCGGAACGCGAGCGUGCCUUCGUGGCGUCGCUCGCAGACGGCGCAGACACUGUACUCCGCCGCAUACACGACGCGCACCGCGACCGACAGGCGCUGGCUGAUAGACAGUACCUGCAGCAGAGGCAUCAGAUAAUGCGAACCCGCGAAGCAGCUCUAUGGGAGCUUGAAGAGAAGCAGAUCCACGAACGUCACCAGCUGGCCAAGCGGCAGCUCAAGGACGAGUUCCUGCUGCGAAGGCAUCAGAUGCUCGUCCGACAUGACAAGGAGCUCGAGCAGAUCAAGAGGAAAAACACCCGCAAAGAAGAGGAACUGGCGAAGGUGCAGGCGUUGGAGAAGCGAUCCUUACCCAAGAGGAUCCGGGCCGAGCAGAAGGCGAGAGAGAUGAUGUUCCGCGAGUCGCUGCGGAUCAGCGCCGUCAACGCGCCCUCGCACGAGGACGAGAGGGAGAGGCUGAAGAAGUUCCAAGAGAAUGAGAAACGCAGAUACCGCGCGGAACAACAGCGCCUCGCGACCAAACAUGCCAAAGCCAGGGAGGAACUCAAGGCGGCCGGAGAGGCGUUACUCCGAGAGCUGGAACAGUACCAGAACGAGAAACGCAAGGCUCUAAUGAACCACGAGAGCAACAAGAUGAAGGCGGUCGAGGAGCGAUACUCCCAAGAGCUGAAGGAGUGGCGCGCCACCCUCGGAGAUAGGAAGCUGGCCCUAGAAGACGAAUUCACAGUUCAGCUAGAAGAACAAGAAAGGCAGGCGGCCACAUCCCGUAUGCCACCACCUUCCACCACCAUGCCUCAGCACAGCUCGACUCUCCAUUCCUCGCGAACCAGCUUAGCAUCAAGCCAUUACGACUAGAAAACGGACCAAAAAAUACAAAAACUACUCAGGUUUGACAACAGAUGGCGUUGUUACAAAAAAUCUUCUAACUAUCAAGGUUUGACGAUAGAUGGCGUUGUGUUCAAAUAUCAAUGUUAGCUUACGGUUGUUAUUAAUAGAUGGCGUUGUAAGACUGAUGGUAUUUUAAACGAUUUUGGGCCUGUUUCUCUGUGCAAUGUGGAACUUAAAUUGUAAUGAACUAUCUGUGACUUAAGUGUUAUCGGGUACUUAUAUGAAGAUGGGUAAACAGGCUCUUACUGGAGUUGAUAUAAGAAAUAUGAUGAAUUUAUAAAAUCUGCUCUGUUUCGGAGUUGCUCGGCGAAAAAGACUUCUAUGUGUAUAUGUAAUAGGGUUGUUUAUUGAAAUACUGAAGUCGUGGUUAUCAAUGGAAAGUUAUUGGUUCUGACGCUUAAAAUCUUAAAUUAUGAAUAUGAACUACUUAAAAUAUAUUACUUGAAAUGAAUAUAAAAAAUGAGCUAAACAAUUAAUUAUUAAAAUUGUCUUACCGCCGUACUCAGUAUUUUAAUGGUUACUUAACCCAGUCCUUAGCAAUUGUUUUCGAACAAAAUCGUUACUAAGGAAUAGUUUAAGUAAUCAUUAAAUGUCUCUGAGUACGGUAGUGAAUUGUCUACUUAAAAUAAAUAAGCAAAACCUUUGCAGUAACAAGCAACAUUGAUCUCUAUGACAUUCAAAAAUAAGAUUAAAAUUGCUGCAACAAUAUUUUCUUAUGUGAACAGAAUAGAGAUCAUAAUUGCUUGCAUCAACUGUAUCAUUAAAACCAAAAUAUACUAACUUAAAAUUGAAUUAUCGACUUUAUAUCUCAAAGUAUAAGGUAUAAAAUUGCUUGAAAAGCUUGGGGUGCUAUCGUCUCUACAUAUGGGAAAAAAUGGGUGACUAUGAAUUCCAAUAUGGCGUUGAAAGCGGGCAUUUUGAUUCUUAUUUCAUUAACCGCCUUACUCAAGAAUCGUUUAAUAAUUACUUAACCCAGUCCUCAGCAAUUGUUUUUGGAACAAAAUCGUUACUAAGGAAUAGUUUAAGUAAUCAUUAAAUGUCUCUGAGUACGGUGGUUAAUGUAGAAUAGGGCUCUUUAAAUUAAAUAUAAAAAUACUUAUAAAAGAAAAUUUUGGAUGUCAUUUUUAGGUGAAAAAUUCGUCUAGUUAUAUUAUUAAAAAACGCGAUAGGAAUUUGAAAUAUUAAAAUUGAUUUUAUUGUAACUUUCGUGAGACAUACUAAAUUAAUUAUAAUGUUAUCAGCUUACUCACGUAACUGUUUGACGAGGAACUCGACUAGUUUCAAGCCAUGCUAGAGGUUUCAGUCACCAGUAGCAGCGCGACAGUCGCCGCAUCGUGUGUCGCGGAAUGCUGCUCAUGAAUAUGAGCCUCUAGCAUGGCUUGAAACUAGUCGAGUUCCUCGUCAAACAGUUACGUGAGUAAGCCGAUAAUAUAAUAACUAAUUAAAAAUUGAUACUCGAUUGAAAAACGUUGUGAUCCUGGCUUGUAUUACUUAUAAGAUUUUGAACUUAAACCUUUUGAGAAUAAGGUCUUUUAUGUGAAAAUUGGGUGUCAAUCUUGCAAUUUUAGACCAAUGCCAGUUUUUGCCAACCUCUUUGACUGCAAUACUCAGAGAAAUUUAAUGAUUACUUAAACUAUAAAUGAAAGAGGUAUGUAAGAUUCGUAGCAAGAUACCUCACAGAAAACCGACGUGAAACAACGCUUGCGUUGUGUGACUGAGGUUACCGGAGGCCCAAUUACGCCCCUUCCCAAUCCCCAAACAACCUUUAAAUUCCUAACCCCCAAAAGGCCGGCAACGCACUUGUAACGCCUCUAGUGUUUCAAGUGUCCAUGGGCAGCGGCGAUUGCUUAUUAGUGACCCGUAUGCUCGUUUACCGGCUUAUUCUAUUAAAAAAAGUAAUUGGCGUUCUAUUGUCUCUGUCUAUCCCUCUGGGAGAUAGGCGAGGGGUUAAUGAUUUUUUGUAUGUAGUCUUUAGCAACGAUUUUGUUCCAAAAACAAUUGCUAAGGACUGGGUUAAGUAAACAUUAAAUGAAUCUAAGUAGUUUUAAAGAACCAACUAAGCUACUAUAGGUGACAUAUAACAGCAUUUGUGAUUCUAAAAAUUGGUACAGGUACACGCUAAGUAACUCCUAGCUAAGUGUCUGUUUAGGGUUGGUGAAAACGGCUAAAGUGUUAGGUAGGAAGUUUUAUAUAAAAAGGCAUAUCGAUUUGUAUAUAAGAAUGAAGGAAUUGAACUAUAUAAGGUGCUUUUGUGGUUUGCUAGCAAAUGAGUGUAGAGUGAGUAAUUGGAAAUUAAUUGAAAAUGUUUCAAAAAACCGAUUUUAAGCUUUAUUUUUUGAGGUAUAGAGGUGAUUAUUGAUAUCUGGGUAGAUUUGUUUAGCAAAGGACUGUACGCAGUUGUAACUACUGCGCGUAGCAAGCUGUGUGACAUGUAGCGCGCUAGGGGAGUGCUGAGAGAGUGACAGACUGUACACAGCUGUAACUACUGCGCGUAGCAAGCUGUGUGACAUGUAGCACGCUAUGGGAGUGCUGAGAGAGUGACAGACUGUACACAGCUGUAACUACUGCGCGUAGCAAGCUGUGUGACAUGUAGCACGCUAGGGGAGUGCUGAGAGAGUGACAGACUGUACACAGCUGUAACUACUGCGCGUAGCAAGCUGUGUGACAUGUAGCGCGCUAGGGGAGUGCUGAGAGAGUGACAGACUGUACACAGCUGUAACUACUGCGCGUAGCAAGCUGUGUGACAUGUAGCGCGCUAGGGGAGUGCUGGGAGAGUGACAGACUGUACACAGCUGUAACUACUGCACGUAGCAAGCUGUGUGACAUGUAGCGCGCUAGGGGAGUGUAGGGGAGUGCUGAGUGAAUAUUCACCUUCUUUUAAUAAAGCAUGAAGUCGUUUUUUGAAAACACUAA
Messenger RNA from Spodoptera frugiperda (fall armyworm), 7360 nucleotides. RefSeq names its product serine/threonine-protein kinase 10 (gene Slik). NCBI's taxonomy places the organism in Eukaryota, Metazoa, Arthropoda, Insecta, Lepidoptera, Noctuidae. The record is from RefSeq and is a predicted model, not a curated record. The coding region runs from base 287 to 4414 and encodes 1375 amino acids. Gene Ontology annotation, biological process: protein phosphorylation. The transcript is spliced from 26 exons. Gene Ontology annotation, molecular function: ATP binding; protein serine/threonine kinase activity.